AAGCCUCAUGUUUCAGUAUGUGUGGAAGUAGAACAGGCUGCGGCAGAAGCACUGAAUUAAAGCUCACGUCUGAGGCCAGAGGACGGUUCAUUACACGCGUCCACUAUUGUCUUGCAGUUAAUUAUUAGUUAGAUUUUCAUUGUGGAUUUUUUUUUUGCUCCUGGACGAAGCAGCAGAUCACAAGAUUCCAAUCCUGUAAUCUUAAUCCUACAAUCGCAAAUGCUCAAUUAUGCAUCUUAACCCCUUGCACACGAUGCAAACCUGCUGCGGGUAUCUGCGUGCGCAAAGCGCGCAAACGCCGCACUUCUCUUUGCUCGAGCGUCACCUGGAGCGCCAGCAAAGUGUCUCGCAUUCAACAUGUGGCGCCGGUGCGCAAGUCCCGACACAGGACGGGUUUGGUUCGCUCAAGUCAGUGAGGCGUCCUCUCCCGCAGAGGAUCCGCUCCCCCUCGGCUCCCGCAGGGGAGGAAAGCAGCCGCUGGCGCUGGAAGCCAGGCAGGAGCGACACUCCUCCCCUCGGCUGCUCCGCGGAGCCGCAGCCUUCUCCCUCUCCCUCUCCCUCCUCACCCCCUGCUCCGGCUCGCCGGCUUCCUCCACGCCGCACGUUCUCCCGUCGCGAGGGGAGAUUCUCCGCCUCUGCUCGUGUCAUGACCCAGCGGAGCUCUGCGUCGAACGCCACGGGAGCCGCGGUGCCCACGACUCGUUGCCAGCGCGUGGAGCUCGGUUGCAUGAAAUAUGCGAUGCUCGCAGGAUUGGCCGCUUCUUCUGCUGCUGCAUGCAGUGACUUUGGCCGCCGGCCUCGCGCAGCUCCGCGGCUCCGGCGGACUCCGCUCCCUCUUGGCGGAGCCAGGUCAGCGCGGUGCGGCGGGAGACGCGGGUUCGCGCACGGAGUUUGCGCGUGUUGACCGCUGUGUGCCGUUGUGUUCUGCAGGUCAGGCGCCCCGAUCGGACGCGUCCAUUGUCCACCCGGUGAGGACCGACGCGGAUGGAGAGUUCCUCUCCCACUCGCUGUCUCACCACUUCAGGGGAGGACGAGUCCGGCGUGAGCUGCGGCCGCGCGAGGAACGGGUUUACUACAGGGUCGACUACAAGGGCCGAGCUCUGACGUUCAAUCUGACCGCAAACAGCCACCUGCUGUCGAGCGGCUACGUCCUGGAGCGGCGGAACGGCGGCGGCGGCGGCAUCCGGACGGAGCGUCGUCCCCCUGACGGGAACUCCUGCCACCUCCUCGGGACCGUGCGCACGUCUCACGCGCGGGGAACGGCUGCCAUCAGCACGUGCCACGGGCUGAGAGGCUUCUUUUCUCUACCAGAGGGGCAUUAUUUUAUUGAACCUGCUCCUAAGUCUCCGGACCAUCCUGCAGGGGCUCCCGAGCCUCACGCUGUCUACCCAGGAGACGCCACAGCAACUAGGAGGAAAAAACGCAGCUCGGCGUCCAAAGGCUCCCCGGGACCCUGCGGAGUUCAAGAUGCUCCAAGGGACUCUGACCUGGUGGAGAGGGAGAGGGAGGAAUGGGAGAGGGAGCAGCCAAGGGGGGAGGGUCAGGCUGAGACCCGCUCCCAGCGCUCCGUCAGCAGGGAGCGCUGGGUGGAGACCCUGGUGGUGGCUGACUCCAAACUCAUUGAGUACCAUGGCAGUGAUAACGUGGAGGCCUACAUCUUCACCAUCAUGAACAUGGUGGCGGGGAUCUUCCAUGAUGCCAGUAUCGGCAACGCCGUCCACGUCAUUCUGGUGCGCCUGAUUUUGCUGCAGGGAGAAGAGAAAGGGCUGAAGAUCGUUCACCACGCAGACACCACGUUGGCCAGUUUCUGUGCCUGGCAGAAAAACCUCAACCCACAAAGCGACACGCACCCGGCCCAUCACGACCUCGCCGUGCUGGUCACCAGGAAGGACAUCUGUGCUGGGAUGAACCAGCCCUGUGAGACUCUGGGUCUGUCCCAUCUGUCUGGCAUGUGUCAGCCCCAUCGCAGCUGCAACAUCAACGAGGACUCGGGACUUCCCGUCGCCUUCACCAUCGCCCACGAGAUGGGCCACAGCUUCGGGAUCCAUCACGACGGCCAGGGCAACGACUGUGAGACAGAGGGGAGGCACCCGUUCAUCAUGUCCAGGCAGCUGAUGUACGACAGCUCGCCUCUGACGUGGUCGGCCUGCUCCAAGGACUACAUCACGCGCUUCCUCGAUCGAGGCUGGGGCUUCUGUCUGGACGACCGGCCGUCCAAAAGGGACCUGAGCACUCCGCUUGCUCGCCUCGGCGUCCGCUACACCACCCACCACCAGUGCCAGCUCCAGUACGGCCCAAAUGCCACGUUCUGCCCUGAGAUCGACAACGUUUGCCAGAUUCUGUGGUGCUCAGUGAACGGCUCCUGUCGCUCCAAACUGGACUCGCCUAUUGAUGGCACCCGGUGUGGACCAGAGAAGUGGUGCAUUUCAGGAGAGUGCGUGAUUGUGGGUAAACUCCCAGAGACGGUGAACGGAGGCUGGGGGCACUGGGCCACCUGGUCUCACUGCUCCAGGACCUGUGGAAUGGGAGUUCAGUCGGCAGAGAGGGAAUGUGACGACCCAAAGCCGGAGUUUGGUGGCAAGUACUGCACUGGAGAAAGGAAACGUUAUCGAACGUGCAACACGAAGCCCUGCGAGAAGAGUAAACCCAGCUUUAGAGAGAUGCUGUGCACGGAGUUUGACACCGUGCCCUAUCACAACGAGCUCUAUCAGUGGAUUCCAGUUUCCAACCCAUUAAAUCCCUGUGAGCUGCAUUGUCGACCAGUCGGUGAGAAUUUCUCGGAGAAGAUGCUCGACGCUGUUACAGACGGAACGCCGUGUUUCCUGAACAGCUCCACGAACAUCUGCAUCAACGGAGUGUGCAAGGAGGUCGGCUGUGACUACGGCAUUGACUCCAACGCAGUGGAGGAUCGUUGUGGAGUCUGUUUAGGCGACGGCACAAGCUGCGAAACGGUGCAUAAGCGCUUUGAUGAAGGCGACGGCUUUGGCUACAUGGACGUGGGUGUGAUACCCAAGGGCGCGCGGGACAUCCUGGUGAAGGAAGUGGAGGAGGCAGGUAACUUCCUGGCGCUGAAGAGCGCGUCGUCUGAGGAGUAUUUCCUCAACGGCAACUUCAUCAUCCAGUGGAACGGGGAGUACAAGGCGGGCGGAACCACCUUCCUCUACGAACGCAGCGGGAACAUGGAGAACCUCACGGCGCCUGGACCCACCAAGCAGCCGGUCAUGCUCCAGUUGCUGUUUCAGGAGAAAAACCCCGGUUUAAUGUAUCGCUACACCGUCAAGAAGAGCAGAGACUCCGCAAACGAGGUCACGGGGCCCAUUUACAGCUGGAGACGCGGGGCGUGGACGGGCUGCAGCACCACCUGCGGCGCAGGUGAGCAGCACCAGCCUGUGCGCUGCUUUGAGGAGGACGUGGGCGUCGUGGAGGAGUCCCUGUGCGACGCGGGCAGACGCCCUGAAGACGCCCGUCGGCAGUGCAAGAACAUGGAAUGCCCUGCGAGGUGGUGGGUGGGCGGCUGGCAGCAGUGCAGCGCCACCUGUGGUCCGGACGGGGUGAGGAAGCGAACCGUGCUGUGUGUGCGCACGGUGGCGGGGGAGGAACGCGUGCUCCCCCCCGCGGAGUGCAAGCACCUCCUCAAACCCAAGCCCGUGGUGCCGUGCAACAGAGACGUACCCUGUGGACAGGACUGGGCGGUCAGCAGCUGGGAGGACUGCCCGGUCACGUGUGGAGGUGGCGUGCGCUCACGCACAGUCACGUGCGCUCUGUCACCCAGGAAGCCGUGUGACCUCUCAACCAAACCCCGGUCCAGAUCGCUGUGUGCGCUGCAGAGCUGCCCCAGUUCAGGCUCACGCAGGCGACCCGGGCCCCCCCCGAAGCAACGCCACGCCUACCCCCCUCAGAGCCCCCCCCCCAAGCACCUGGCCCCGCCCCCCUGGGCCACGGUGAACACAGCUGCACCCACAGUGGGGUCCACAACAGCCACGGCAGAGACCACAGCGGCUUCAGUCCCAGCCACUACAUCCCUGUCAUUGCCUAAAAUGACAGUCAUACACAGCGACGAUGACUUCAGUGUCAGAGUGAGAAAUAAUGGGAGUCGGAAUUUUCUUUCUACAAGAUCCAAUUUGCAUAAAAAUGACAGAAAAGCAUCUGAUGCAGAGACGAAAAGGGUGGAAGACGGGGAGGAAGGGGAGGAGGGAAGUACCCCAAAUGUGGUAACGUACACUCCAGGAUACGAUUAUGUUGUUGAGGACGGGGCCUCGGAGGAGGAGGAGGGGAUUAUUGACCUGGAUCUGACCACAGCCACACAAACAGGUCCCCCUCCUGUGUCCACCCCCACAGCUCCCACCACGGCCGCCCACUCCACUCCAAACGCUGGGACACGGGCGACCCGUCCCCGAACCACAGCACGCGUCGACCCGCAGCGGCCGCGCACGCACGUGGUUCCCAUCACCACCCCCGCGUACACAGGCCUCCCGGUGUCUGCACGUGAAGGCUCCAGCACCGCGGCGCCGGCCCGCUCCACGUCCAGAGGCGCCAAGAUGAACCGAGCCGCCGGGAACCCCAGGAAGAAGGACUCUGCUCCUCCGGCUCCUCGGUCCAGAAGCAGUCGCACCAAAAACCCCCAAAAUCCCGCAAGGAGCGCCGCCAGCGGCCAAAGCAACCUGGGGUCCAGCGCUCCGGUCAGCGCGGACGCGUUCUGGGUCGUGGGAAACUGGAGCGAGUGCUCGACCACCUGCGGCGUGGGUGCCGUGUGGCGGGCGGUGGCGUGCAGCUCCCGGGAGGACCAGGACUGCUCCAGCACCAGGAGGCCGGAGCCGGCGCGCACGUGCCGCGUGCAGCCGUGUGCCGCGUGGCGAAGCGGCGGCUGGAGCAAGUGCCCGGACGACUGCGCGGCCGCAGGAAGGAGGUUCCGCGACGUCCAGUGCGUGGAUCCGCAGAGUAGACGGGCCCUCAGACCUUUCCACUGCCAGGCUGCGUCCAGCAGACCCCCCAGCUCCUCCACCUGCCCCCACAAGCCCUGCGUGCCCUGGGCCACGUCGCCCUGGGGCCCGUGCUCCGGCCGCUGUGGUGAAGGCACCAUGGAGCGGCUGGUCUACUGCCCGGAGCCUCACCGCUGCAGCGCCCGGCUGCGGCCAAACAGCACAGAGCUGUGCAGCCUGGAGCCCUGCACUCACUGGAAGACGGGCAGCUGGGAGGAGUGCUCUGCGAGCUGCGGCGGCGGCGAGCAGCGGCGCCAGGUGAGCUGCGUGAGCGAGCGGGAGUCCGCCUCGGUGCCAAAGAGCCUCUGUGAGACGGGUUCCGAACCAGAGGCCCGCAGGAAGUGCAAUGUGCAGGAAUGCAGGAGCCGCACAGGCCCGGUUUGUAGGAAGAACACCAUGAGCUCCCGCUUCUGUGACAAGCUGAGGCUGCUGGGCCGCUGCUCACUCAGGUCCGUCCAGCGACAGUGUUGUGUCGCCUGCGGCUCAUAGUCGAACCGGACCCGUCCCAGCGUCAGGACCUUGACAUGCGUUUCCAGGACGAAGCCAUGUCGUCCACAGACGGACACGUCCAAACCUGGAUCGACAGCUUUAUUUUUACGUAUUUAGGUUUUUACAUUUUAGAGACGUUUGAGAGAGCAAACCAAAGCACGUGUGACGCAUCACUGCUGUUUUUAGCCUGUUACAAGCGUCAGAGGAGCUGAAGUUUUUAGACAUGUAAUAUUUGUUUAACGCUUCUGACGGAGACCAAACAAAACACACCACGAAACGAAUGGGAUUUUUAUUUGGUGCUUUUACAGCUGAGGUGCUCGUCAUUCGACUACUCAGAUUCUAGUUUCUUUCUGUGAAAAUAGAAUAUUUUUGUGAACGUCUGGGUCAAAUCGUUAGUAGAUAAUGUCUGUUUCUACUCAUACUAAGCUGUUUGGCUUUGUUCUGUGUGUUGUCGCUGUGUGUUUGCAUUAUUCUGGGUACAUGUUCCUAUUUUACAUUGUGUGCAAGCCACAACUUCGAUAACUCCGUCAGCUGCAGACCCUGUGUUGCUCCUCUGGUGUGAACUUGACCAAGGACGAAGAGGUGUUGCAGGACAUCCCUCUCAGGUCACUGUAAAGACGGCUGCUGUACAUCAUCACUGCAUCACGUCUUCUAAGGUUUUCAUUUACAUUAAAACUAAAAAAAAAAAAAAAAUGUGACAAAGCUUCUCUGUGACUAAGACCUGAAAUAAAUUUAAAUGUUAUAA
Messenger RNA from Betta splendens (Siamese fighting fish), 6213 nucleotides. RefSeq names its product ADAM metallopeptidase with thrombospondin type 1 motif, 12 (gene adamts12). The transcript is spliced from 23 exons. Gene Ontology annotation, molecular function: metalloendopeptidase activity. The record is from RefSeq and is a predicted model, not a curated record. Gene Ontology annotation, cellular component: extracellular matrix. NCBI's taxonomy places the organism in Eukaryota, Metazoa, Chordata, Actinopteri, Anabantiformes, Osphronemidae. Gene Ontology annotation, biological process: proteolysis; extracellular matrix organization. The coding region runs from base 735 to 5468 and encodes 1577 amino acids.